GGGGUGUCGCCAUCAAAUGCAGGGUAUCACACACUCAGAGCCCGGGCAGUUAAGUUUCAGCGUUCGGACGGAUUUCGCAUGGGGGCUUGCUCUCGACGUUCACCUCUUUGACUGGGGCUUGUGGUCGUUGUCAGCUCGGGUCCGACUUUUUUGUUCUCUCUAUCAGUCUGCGGGUCAGCCAACUUUUCACGUUCAUUAACGGCUCUGUGACGAUUCGUGUGCCUCGAUGGUCGCAUUUAACAUCACCGGCGAAGACUAUUCGCCCCUGAUCACAUAUUCGCCGGCGAAUGCAUGGAACGACUCGCCGAGCACGAACAGUUUGGUUUCGUCCUCCUCGGCCCAGAGCCUUCAUGCAACGACUGCGCAGGGCGCGACUGCUACGAUUUCAUUCACGGGCACGGGGAUAUGGCUCAUGGGCAGCAAGGGACCAAACUAUGGCGGAUUUACCAUUUCGGUUGAUGGACAGAAUGCACAAACAGGAACUGCGCAGCAGGGCACGGCUGCAGCAGGUCAACUGCUCGUCGGCGUAUCUGGCCUUUCCCUGGGCUCGCACCAGGCUGUCUUGACGAGCACGGGCCCGGCGUUGGACUUGGACUCGUUUAUUUUUGAAACACAAGUCGACGGAACAACGGUCUCAAACUCGACAGUCGACGACGCUGAUAGUUCCAUCUCGUAUGGUCCAUCCGCGAGCGACUGGAGCACGAACACGGGCAACGGCUUCCUGUCAAACACCCUCCACUUCACGCAAACCGGAGGCGCAACCGCUACGUACCAGUUCCAAGGCAAUGCGGUUGCAUUAUUCGGCACCGUUUCGCCGGAUCAUGCCAACUACACAAUAAGCAUAGAUGGGCAGAGUCAGAGCUAUGACGGUGGCAGCAACACGGUGGCCGAGUUACGCUCGCAGUCCCUCUUGUACUUCGCAGGAAACCUAGGCUCGCAGCAGCACACGCUGGUUCUCACCGCCAACCCUGAUCAGGCUGGUCAGCAGAACACUGGGAAAUUCAUGGACCUCGACGCGAUCACCGUAUGGACCGGCACAGGCACUGAUAGCACCGCCAGUCCCACUCCCAGCUCCAGCAACAACGGGAGCAGCGCUGGGGACAGCGGUCACGGCGGCAGCAGUGCAAACGACACUAGUGGCUCGCAAACCGCCCAUGGCCAUUCGUCGAAAGGCAACAUGGGCCUCAUCAUCGGUGCCAGUGUUGGUGGUGCCAUCUUCGUCCUUCUCGUCCUCCUGGGUCUAUUCUUCUUCCUCCGGCGUCGCAAGGCUAGCAAGAAGCUUCCCUUGCCCCCGAUGACCCCGGCGCUUCCCCUGCAAGGCGGACCAGGAAUGGCCGAAGCCGGUUUCGGACGCGUUACCAACCCGGGCUCCCCUUACGCGAACAACGAGAAGUUGGCGCCCUUUGUCCGUCCUAACCCAGUGCCCACUUUCAGUGCUCCGGUGCCAAACGCGCCCGCGCCGCCGGUCAAGGACUUCAGUUCACAUUACGAGAUUCUCAACAAGUCCUUGACGGACCUGUCCGCCGCCAGCCACGGGCGUAGCCUGUCGCUAGAGAGCAUGGAGUCCCGGGCCUCGGAGAAUUCCCGAUUCGGCCUGCUUCACAAAGCAAGUCUUUCGAAGCUGAAACGCGCUGCCACUGCACAGGCUCAGGAGCCGCCGAUUCCGAGAAUAGGUUCUCCACCCGUUCGCUCAAAGAGGACUGCAAAAGGUGCCAAUGAGCCAUAUGGGAUGGGAAGAUCCCUGACCUCGGGGGCACCUAGCCGACCAUCAACCCGACCUCCAAGCCUUGCGCUCUCUACAGUCAGUGGGAAACCUAGCGCGGCGAAUCUGAUGCCGCCUCGCCCGAGUCGCCCGUCGAGCCCACACUUAUCGGCUAUCGAUCAACCGGUGGACCCUCGCGGUCCUGCACGUCCGUCUCGACCUUCCAGCCUUGAGUUGAUGCCUAUGGAAUGGACGUCUGAAUUUGCGAAGUAAAAGGGCAUUGUUGAUUCUUGUAUACUGGGCUUGUGCUUGAUUGACAUCAUUCCUCCGCGUCUGGUAGCAGUAGCGUCGUGUGAUAUUUAUACACAAGCAUCACAGAUCUAUCAUUACAA
Punctularia strigosozonata HHB-11173 SS5 is the source of this 2094-nucleotide messenger RNA. RefSeq lists its product as uncharacterized. The record is from RefSeq and is a predicted model, not a curated record. The transcript has 10 exons. Lineage: Eukaryota; Fungi; Basidiomycota; Agaricomycetes; Corticiales; Punctulariaceae. Bases 227 to 1975 code for a protein of 582 amino acids.